Carassius gibelio (silver crucian carp) is the source of this 888-nucleotide messenger RNA. Its product is annotated as guanylyl cyclase-activating protein 2-like. Gene Ontology annotation, biological process: visual perception. Lineage: Eukaryota; Metazoa; Chordata; Actinopteri; Cypriniformes; Cyprinidae. Gene Ontology annotation, cellular component: cone photoreceptor outer segment; photoreceptor inner segment. The coding region runs from base 1 to 570 and encodes 189 amino acids. The record is from RefSeq and is a predicted model, not a curated record. Gene Ontology annotation, molecular function: calcium ion binding; calcium sensitive guanylate cyclase activator activity. The transcript has 4 exons.
AUGGGUCAGAUUCAAAGCGAUGAAGAUAAAGAAGUGGAACUAUCAGACAUCCAGCCUCUUUAUACCAAGUUCAUGAGAGAGUGCCCAAGUGGAGCCCUGCAUCUUCACGAAUUCCGCAAGAUCUUCGGGAUUCAGAGCACAUCAGAAGACGAGGCUUUGUACAUAGAAACCCUCUUCAAAUCUUUUGACACAAACAGGGAUGAUGUUAUAGACUUCAUGGAAUUUGUAGCAGCCGUCCACCUGGUUCUGAGAGGCAAACUGGAGGACAGACUGAAAUGGUCUUUUAAAGUUUACGACAAAGAUGACAACGGAAAAUUGGACAGGCAAGAGGUCAAACGUGUUAUAAAGAUUAUUUGCCAACUUCAGAGAAACCACAUCAACAUGACACCCGGUGACAUUUGCGACAGGAUAUUUGAACAUUUGGAUGAAAACAAAGAUGGUCAAAUUUCCCUGUCAGAGUUCAUGGAAGGGGCGAAAAAAGAUGCCUCGAUUAUGGACCUCUUAAAACUGGACACUAAUGCACGUGGCUGGUUCAGGAAAAACUGGGCGAAAAAAACAGAGUUUUCAUGAGUUCAAGGCCCAUGGACCUCUUACAGUCUUUCAAAUGUUGGUGACUGCAAAUGGGAGAGACCUGGUAUGGAGGUCAGAAAAUAUUUGCCUUCUGUCACAAGUGACGUGUGUGCCUCACCAUUGAGCUCAUUGAUGUUCAACCAACUCACAUUUCCUUCUUCGUCUGGUGCUAAAACUGAUAUAAGAGCGUGAAUCGUAUUUUUAUAGAGGGAACUAUAAUCAUGUUCUGCAGUAAAUUUUACUAUAUAACCCAUUUGUAUCCUUUGUAAUUAAGAAGCAUUUUUUUUUUUUAUUUCACAAUUAUGUUAUUAUUCAGGC